GGAUACUAUAAGGGUGGGGUGUGGUUGGUUCUUGUGGCAGGUAAAAGGUGUUAUAUGCAUCUCCUCCGUUACGGUUUCUGUGUGAUGGCUCUCUAUCUCGUGGUUUGGCGUUUUUUUUCUUCUGCCCCUGAGGUAGGUGUUUCGAGGUGUAAAUUUAUCUAUAGCUGGUUUUCUGGUUGCCUAUUUGUUCUGGGUGAGUUCUUGAUUCUCCUUUGCUUCGCAUUUCCACUAUCUCUGACUACUAGCUCAGUGGCGACUGUCACCUGUCUUAGCAUUUACACUGCAUGAUUCGUUAUGAAACUGUAGAGGCAUUGGUUAUGUGAUUUGAUGUUCUCAUAUCGGGUAUGCUAGUACGUUACUAAGUCCAAUGCUAACUCAGUAUCCCCUGCU
Molecule: messenger RNA, 390 nt
Organism: Aspergillus saccharolyticus JOP 1030-1
Lineage: Eukaryota; Fungi; Ascomycota; Eurotiomycetes; Eurotiales; Aspergillaceae
Exons: 1
Coding region: 55-288 (77 amino acids)
Source: RefSeq, a predicted model, not a curated record